AUGGUAAUAGGUGAUGAAAGAAGACUAUAUGAAUCUAACAAGUGUGGAAAAGGCUUUGACAAAAAAUCCAAUCUUUCUGGACAUCUGAGAAUUCCUGUAGAAAAACCUUAUAAAUGCAAAGCAUUUGGAAAAGCUUUUGGUUAUUGGAAAAAUUUUAAGGAACACUGGAAAGCACAAGGAGAAAAACCCUUUAAAUGUAGUGAAUGUGGGAAAGUCUUUAGCCUGAGGGGAAUCCUAAUUAGGCAUCAGAGAACUCAUACUGGAGAGAAACCCUUUGAAUGUGCUGAAUGUGGGAGAGCGUUCAGUCAGAAAGGACACCUUAUCAGCCAUCAGAGAACUCACACUGGAGAGAAACCUUUCAAAUGUGUUGAAUGUGGUAAAUCCCUCUGUGACAAGAGGAGCCUCUUGAGACAUCAAGGCACUCACAUUCGAGUUGAGUCCAUUAAUUGUAGCGUAUGUGGGAAAAUUUUUAGGAGAGAAGGACAUCUGAUUAGACAUCAGAGAAUUCAUAGUGAUGUCAAGUCCCUUAAAUGUAGUGAAUGUGGGAAAAUUUUCACAAGGAAGGACUAUCUAAUUAGACAUCAGAGAAUUCAUAUGGGACUGAAACCAUUUGAAUGUAAUGAAUGUGGAAAAACUUUCAGUUUCCAGGGAUACCUUUUUACGCAUCAGAAAACUCAUACUGGAGUGAAACCAUUUGAAUGUAAUCAAUGUGGGAAAGCCCUCGGCCAGAAGGAAUACCUAAUUAGCCAUCAGAGCAUUCAUAGUGGAGUGAAGCCUUUUCCUUCCUUCAGGGAGAAACAAACCCUUAUUAGACAUCAGAGAAGACACACUGGAGUGAAGCCAUUUGAAUGUAAUGAAUGUGGAAAAGCCUUCAGUGUGAAGCAUACACUUACUUCACAUGUGAGAAUUCAUACUGGAGCGAGACCAUUUAAAUGUAGUGAAUGUGGGAAAGCCUUUGCUUGGAAGGAAGUCCUUAUUAGCCAUCAGCAGAUUCAUAGUGGAGUGAAGCCUUUUCAGUGCAAUGACUGUGGGAAAUCCUUUCGUCAGAAGAGACAUCUUAAAAGUCAUCAGAUACAUCAGAGAAUUCAUUCUGGAGUGAAACCCUUUAAGUGUAGUGAAUGUGGGAAAGCUUUCACUCAGAAAAAUUACCUUAAAAAACAUCAGGGAAUUCACAGUGGAGUGAAACCUUUUGAAUGUAAUAAAUGUAGGAAAGCUUUUAGGCUGAAGGCACACCUUAAAAUUCAUCAGAGAACUCACAUACUGGAUUUUAUUGAGCAUAAGAAAACCCAUGCUGAAUGUGAUGAAUGUGGGAAAGCCUUCAGUCAGCAGGAACACCUGAUGAACCAUCAGAGAACUCAAACUACAGGGAGAACCUUUGAAUGUAAGGAAUGUAGAAAAGCAUUCAGUCACAAGGGAUACCUUAUUAUCCAUCAGAAAACUCAUACUGGCAUAAGACUCUUGGAAUGUAAAGAACGUGGGAAAGGCUUCAACCAAAGGGGAACCCUUAAUAGACAUCAGAGAAUUCCUUCUGGACUGAAACCCUUUGGAUGUAAUGAAUGUGGAAAAACUUUUGGUGAGAAAGGGAGACUUAUUAGACACCAGAAAACGCAUAAUGGAGUGAAGCCCUAUGAAAGUAAUGAAUGUGGGAAAGCCUUGAGCCAGAGGGUUUCCCUGAUUAGCCAUCAGAGAAUUCAUAAUGGAGUAAAACCCUUUGGAUAUAAUGAAUGUGGAAGUCUUCACUCAGAAGGGAAAACUUCUGAUACAUCAGAAGAUACAUAUAGGAGUGAAACCCUUUAA
Molecule: messenger RNA, 1797 nt
Organism: Phascolarctos cinereus (koala)
Lineage: Eukaryota; Metazoa; Chordata; Mammalia; Diprotodontia; Phascolarctidae
Source: RefSeq, a predicted model, not a curated record